GGCUGGGGGUCAGGCCCAUGUCUACACCAUCACCCAUGAAGAGGCCGCUCGCAAUGCAGGUACCAUGUCCGGAAUGCUUUCGAUAUCCCAUGUGCCUGUUUUUGCUUUAUGUGAUACCGGUGCUACCCAUUCUUUUAUUUUUUCUUGUUGCUUGGAGGCUUUAUCUAUUGGCACCGUGCAUACUUGUGAUCAUCUCGAGGUUAGUUUAGCCUCGGGAAAAAUUAUUAUAUCUGAUUCAGUGGUUCGCAAUCUUCCUAUCAGUAUUGGUGGUCGAGUUUUGGAGGCCAAC
This is a messenger RNA of Striga hermonthica, 289 nucleotides long. Lineage: Eukaryota; Viridiplantae; Streptophyta; Magnoliopsida; Lamiales; Orobanchaceae. The record is from the annotation of a GenBank genome assembly.